UCCCUUUUCCCCGAGGCAUCCUGGGAAAUGUAGUCCUCUCAGGAGGAGGAGGGAACUUCCCUGAGCAGUCCUGGGCGGUGAGCGGGAGGACGGGCAGCGGAGUCGAGUCCAGCUCCAACCCCAGCCCGGGGAUUGCGAUCGCCUCCUCGGGAGCCAUGGACCAGGCAACUGCCACCCCCGCGGUGUCGAUCCGGCCGUCGCGAGCCGACGACUGCGCGGAGAUCGUGCGCAUGAUUCGGGAACUUGCAGAGUUUGAGAAUCUUCCUGAGCAGGUAGAAAUUAGUGAUCAAGGACUUUGCAAAGACGGCUUCAGCCAGGACCCUUUUUAUAAAUGUGUGGUCGCUGAGGUCCCACCCCAGUGCCGAAGCAAAGAUGGCCACACCAUCGUAGGCUACAGCCUUUAUUUUUUCACUUACAGCACUUGGAAAGGCAGGAACAUCUACAUGGAAGAUCUCUAUGUGAUGCCAGAAUUUCGGGGGAAAGGCAUCGGGAAGAAACUCUUGAGCACAAUUGCAGAGAUCGGCUUGGGAAAGGGGUGCACCCAGUUGAAGUUUGCAGCGCUGGACUGGAAUCGCUCUGCCAUCGACUUCUAUCUGGGCAAAGGGGCCGUGGACCUGACAGCCACAGAGGGCUGGCACAUGUUCCGCUUCGAAGCAGAUGCCAUGCGGCGGCUGGCAGGCGGGCAGUGGGACAACUGAGCCACACUCGGAGUGAGGGCCCGGGUACAAGGUUCAGAGGGGCCUGCACCAUGUUGCAGAGAUCUCCCCGCUUGCCGGCUCUUGGAGAACUCCACCUCUUCCUGGCCUCCUUGCUUUCCACCACACCAGUCCCGAUGGGCACCAGCCGCCUCCGAGGCUUCAUGGUGUAACAAUCAAAUAGAAAUAAAUGUGUAUAUAUAUAUAUUGUUGUUGUUAUGUGCCUUCAAGUCGAGUACGACUUCUGGCAACCCUAAGAAUCAGAGACCUCCAAUAGCAUCUGUCGUGAACCACCCUGUUCAGAUCUUGUAAGUUCAGGUCUGUGGCUUCCUUGAUGGAAUCAACCCAUCUCUUGUUUGGCUUUCCUCUUUUUCUACUUCCUUCUGUUUUUCUUAGCAUUAUGGUCUUUUCUAGUGAAUCAGGUCUUCUCAUGAUGUGUCCAAAGUAUGAAACUGAGGUUAUCAUACUUUGGACACUUAAUGAGAAGACAUGAUGGUCCUUCCCAAAGCAGUAUUGAUCCAUAUGCAGUGCCCUUACACAAGAGUCAGUCCAUUAGCACAUCUAGCACUGGGCAGGCGGGGGCUGAUGGGAGUUGUAGUCCAAAACAUCUGGAGGGUUGGCAAAUUUGCCAGGUUGGCAAAGGCUGGCAUGCUCUCAUGCAGCAGCUCUCCCGUGUCCCAGGCAGAUAAAGAACUUUUUCAUCGGCUCCUCUGCAAUCCUUUCAGCAGGGCAGGCAGGGACUGAACCACCUGCAACCCUCUGCGUGCAAAGCACAUAUCCUUCCACUGAGCCACUGGCCUGUCCCAGCGCAUUCCAUGGUGGGGGGGAGUCGGAAGCCAGGGCCCUCUCUGCAGCCGGUUGUGGUCACAGCCGGAUAAGGAGGACAAACUUAUUUAUCCCUUCUAGUUUCUCAUUUUUCCUACUUUUAAAUUGGGCUCCCAUUUCUGCAGCAACUUGCAGUAUUUCUCUUUUAAAUCCUCAUGCAAAUUCGUCAGCACGUUCAUGCAGAAUUUCCCUAACAAACACAUUUUGUGUGUGUUGUUCUGACUAAUAUGCCUGGGCUCCUACUGGGAGGAAGGGCGAGAGAUGAAUCUAAUAAAUAAAUAAUAAAUAAUAUGCACGGUUUUAAAGCAGUUCUCCACAACGCAAUGCAUUUUUGUCUGUUAUUUUCACUAAUAUAUGCAUUUUUACAUACACCUUUUCCUAAUAUAUACUUUUUUUCUUUUUAGCAUGACGUUUGGUUGAAAAACUGCAUCACAAAAUUCACAGAAGUGUGAAUUUCAAAAGAUCGCUGUGUUUUGGUUCGCAUAUUGAUUUGAGAAGUGGGAAUUCGGGACUGGUUUCUCAUUUCGAAGUGCAGACAAAAUCGACUUUCUCCCCCACCCCUCACCAUAAGAUAACAAUCAGGGAAGCAAAGCUGGUCCUGCCUAUGGGACUACCACUCCAUGGCUACCUUCCUUCACAUAAUAAACAUUUUUAUUUGUGCAAGA
Molecule: messenger RNA, 2185 nt
Organism: Rhineura floridana
Lineage: Eukaryota; Metazoa; Chordata; Lepidosauria; Squamata; Rhineuridae
Product: thialysine N-epsilon-acetyltransferase-like
Exons: 6
Coding region: 156-698 (180 amino acids)
Molecular function (GO): N-acetyltransferase activity
Source: RefSeq, a predicted model, not a curated record